CAAGUGCUUGGCAAAGCUUCUGAGCUACGCUGAGUUUGACAGAGCCGUGAUCAUCGCCCUGUUUGUGUUGGUGUUUGUGUUCUGCCUCUGCAAAGCCUUUUACAUUUUAGCGACAGAGGUCUGGAAGAAAACCGGACAGGCACUUAAGAUCUUUAAUCUCGUGGCUGAUAUGAUCUUUCAGAUUCUGCCAACUUUACAGUUCAUCCUCCUCUUCUACACGUUUGGAUCGACCAGAGGAGGAUUCAUCAUAAUUAUUAUUGUACCACUGUUAAUGCUGAUGAUGAAUGACGCAUGGCUUAAAAGAUGCUAUUAUAGACUGGGCUUUUCACUUUCAGUUGUGAAGACAGGAUGAUCAUCUUCAUAUUGGUGACUAAUGCAGUGAUGAUCGUUCUUUACAUAUUCACUCUGGACUAUCAAACAGAUGCGAUUGGAUGGGGCUGUGUUGUGAUGUUUCUGCAGGUUCGCUGGACGCUCAUGUUCUUCACAGAUUAUAUUUAUGGUUUUCUCAGAUUGUCUCAAGGUUUUCAGCGUUAUGUUGCUGUGUAUGUGUUUGGAUCAGUUGUUGUAGUUUUACUGAACUCUGCAUUAAUAACAGAAAUGAUCCUGAAAUCAGCGUCUGGAGGCCGUGUGAUGGCUGAUCUCAGAUUCAUUGUGUUUCUGUCUGAGUGUUUAUUUGCUGUAUCUCUGAUGAUUUCUGCGUUCUUAGGAUCCAAGAUCACAGACUGUCUGAAGUCUUGUCAGAAGAAAGCGAGACCGAGACGAGUCAAAAGAUCCCAGAAGAACCAGAACUCAGAAGAAGAGAGGAUUUCUCUGAAGACUGUAGAUACAGCGCUGUCUCAAACAUGAUAAAGAAAGUAUUACAGAGUGAUCCUGAACACGUUAAAGCUGCUUUCAGUCAACGGAUGGAUUGUGAGCAGCACCUAACAAACUAAAAUAUGUCCAUCAGAUCUGCACUGAUCCACUGACGUGUUUUUUGGAAAUAGCUGUAAAUUUAUAUUUUGUAUAUAUGUGUAAAAUCUUUUUUUAAAGACUCAUUCUAGUAAUACACAUAUUAGACUUCAGAAUCUGUACUGGCCGAUCUCAGACGACUUUUUUAUUUUUUAUAUGGUCAAAGAAAACAGGUGCAUUUUUCUCAGUCCUGUUAACAAAACUCUUACAGUAAAUAAAAUCAUAUUCCAAAAUAUA
This is a messenger RNA of Puntigrus tetrazona (Sumatra barb), 1185 nucleotides long. RefSeq lists its product as uncharacterized. The transcript is spliced from 9 exons. The coding region runs from base 349 to 846 and encodes 165 amino acids. The record is from RefSeq and is a predicted model, not a curated record. NCBI's taxonomy places the organism in Eukaryota, Metazoa, Chordata, Actinopteri, Cypriniformes, Cyprinidae.